AUGGACAUAUCCACGGUUGUGACUUCGAUCCUGGCUGCCUUUGGGAAUGGGAGGGACCUCUUCAAUCGCGUCCAGCAAAAGAAGGAUCUCAAAAGAACGGGAACGGAUAAAUCCAAGCGAAAUCUAAGAACCCACGGCUCCCGAAAGAAAAAGCGAAGGAAUACAAAUGAUGCGGCGGUUCCCGUUCGAAGCGAAGAUAUCGAUGAUCUGCGAAUCCAGGCAUCAUUGGAAAGGGGACCUGCUGAAAUCAAGAGGGAGUAUGAUCAAAGCGUGCAAAGAUUAGGGGAACGCUUCAAAAAGGGAGAUGAGCUUGCUCACGGCUCUCUUGCCCAUACAUUAUUAAUACUGAACGCUGGUUUGAUGAAACUUAUAGCAUCGUGUCUGUCCAGUGAUGGACAGGGAUACAACUGUGCAGGAACUGUUGAUCGACGGUCUUUACUUUCUCUCUCCGAUUCUGCGGCGGCAGAUGCAAUAACUGCUCUCGAUGAACUCCGACAGCGCCUCAUAAGCGCAUCCACCCCAGCGCCUAAAUCAGCAAUGAUACCUGCGGGACAGAAAGAGAGACAACGCAGUAGAUCGUUGUCCCGACAGAGGUCAGGGAAGAGUAGUAAAGCCGAAGACAAAUGUCGACCCCAAAGCGCUGCGAGACGGCCCACAACGACGACAACCCAAGUCAAAAAGAACGUAGCAGGAUCACCGCUGAAACCAGCUUCGAAUAUAGCGUCCAGCAACCAGGCGUUCAGGGGAAUGUGGAUUCGGUCGAGAAAGGGGUCCUCCAUAUCACUGGCAACAACAGCGGUUACAAGCCAGCACCCAGCACAGCAAGCUCCAAAAAAGCUGCCAAAUAUGAUAAAGCAAUGCGACAUGGAGCAUAAUCAGGGCCACCCGGCUUUUGCACAUCUCCAGCAACACAGGAGAUCCCCAAAUAACGAGGGAGACUUCCAAUUCAGCGGGCGGGACCACCGGGGACAACAGCUACCUUCCUCCAUCCGCACAACGGUCAUAAGUACUGAUAAUAGAAGAACGGCAGCAGCAGCAGCACCUUCUAUUUCAAGAGUGCUUCGGAAGGACAUGCCACCACUCUCCCCUCUUGUGCCCCUGUCACAAAACCUGCAACCACCACGUGGGAGGGCAGGAGCUGGAGGAUGCCCAGCAGUGGCGUCCUCAACGUCAGUGUCGUCUGGUAGCACAAAGCUGGGUGAGAUACCGAAUCGUGGGCGAUUUUCGCACUCCACGUCUCUACAACCUACUUCUUCACAGGCGCGGAAUUCCGGGCCCACAGGACCGGUUGUGGAGGUUGGGUAUCAACGGCCUAGCGUUGCGUUCCAUGCUGGAUUGGAGUACUGGAGGAGAUUGGCUGCGGAGGCGAAUGAGCGAGAAGGGGUUAAUGCUCGAAGGGGUGUAGGGGGGAAGAAAGUAGGAGGGGCUUUCUUUUAA
This is a messenger RNA of Blastomyces gilchristii SLH14081, 1437 nucleotides long. RefSeq lists its product as uncharacterized. The transcript has 2 exons. Lineage: Eukaryota; Fungi; Ascomycota; Eurotiomycetes; Onygenales; Ajellomycetaceae. Bases 1 to 1437 code for a protein of 478 amino acids. The record is from RefSeq and is a predicted model, not a curated record.